Molecule: messenger RNA, 1032 nt
Organism: Hydra vulgaris (swiftwater hydra)
Lineage: Eukaryota; Metazoa; Cnidaria; Hydrozoa; Anthoathecata; Hydridae
Biological process (GO): DNA integration
Molecular function (GO): nucleic acid binding; RNA-DNA hybrid ribonuclease activity
Source: RefSeq, a predicted model, not a curated record
AUGAUGCAGGAAGUUGUAGAUAAAAUCGUAAAGUGCGAUCCGGCAAAAGGUGUAUGGAAUGUUAAACCAAAUGCAUCUCUGACUGUAUGGUGCGAUGUAAGUUCGCUGGCAAAAGGAGUUGUGAUAAUGCAAGGUGACAGAAAGAUAAAAGAUGCGGCAUGGCUCCGACCAAAGUCUGAUGCAAUGCAUAUCAAUGUGGCCGAAUUAGAUGCAUGUAUUGAAGGUCUAAAUAUGGCAUUGAAAUGGAAUCCAAGUGAUGUCUCCAUUAAAACUGAUUUUCAUAGUGUAUUUAGUUGGUUAAAUUCUGAAUUGACUCGUGACAAACCUGUGAAAUAUGCUAAGCAAUGCGAAAUGUUAAUUCGACGAAGACUUCAAAUAUUUGAAAAAUUGGUCGAGGAUUAUGUCAUAAAUGUAACUGUUACAUGGGUACCAACAACUAAAAAUAUUGCAGAUGAACUCACAAGAUUGCCAACAAAAUGGAUAAAAAACAAAGUUGCCACACAAGAAUGUAAUACCAUUUAUAAGUAUGAUAAACAGCAGAUUCGAAAAAUUCAUUCACUAGCACACAUGGGAGUUUCCAAGAGUAUGGAGUUAUGUAUGCGCGCUGGUAUCCACGUUACCAGAGACACAGUGAAACAGGUUGUCGCUGAAUGCGAUGAAUGUAACUCGAUUUACCCUAAUGUGAUGUUGUGGGAUAAAGGAAAUCUUGCUGUUAGCAAAGUAUGGGAAAGAGUAGCCUGCGAUGUUACUCAUGUUGAUUCAUCGCUUUAUCUCACUUGCAUUGAUUGCGGCCCAAGCAGAUAUACGUUAUGGACACCAUUAAGCAACGAAAAUGCAACUAUGGUUGUUCAAGCGUUAGAAACAAUACGGUCAACACUUGGACCUUCUUCUGAAGUUCUUCUAGAUAACUCUAAGUCACUUAGAUCUCAGCUUAUGCAAACUAUGGCUGCGAAAUGGGAAAUAAGGCUCAUCUAUCGAGCUAUUGAAAAACCAUCGGGAAAUGGAGUAGGUGAAGAGUUCAUCGGACGGUAA